AUGGAGAGCAGCGGCGGAGGUGGUGGUGCCGCUGCAGGAGGGAGGAGCAGUUCAACGGCGGGGAAUAAGAGAAAAAACGAGAAGCCAUAUAAAGGUAUAAGGAUGCGUAAAUGGGGGAAGUGGGUGGCGGAGAUUAGAGAACCAAAUAAAAGAUCAAGAAUUUGGCUAGGAUCUUAUUCCACAGCGGUGGCGGCAGCGAGGGCCUAUGACACAGCCGUGUACUGUCUCCGGGGACCAUCUGCCAAGCUGAAUUUCCCAGAUGAAAUCGCUGCCAGUGGACUUAAAGAUCUGUCCGCGGCGGCGAUUCGGCAGUUGGCGUCGGAGGAGAAGGUUGACUUGAACCAGAAGCCCAAGCCGGAACCCGAUGAUCCAAGUCUUGAUUACUGGGAAUCAUAG
Molecule: messenger RNA, 396 nt
Organism: Fraxinus pennsylvanica
Lineage: Eukaryota; Viridiplantae; Streptophyta; Magnoliopsida; Lamiales; Oleaceae
Source: the annotation of a GenBank genome assembly